AUGGCCAUCAAGAACAUUCUCCUCAUUGGCGGUUCUGGCAACGUCGGUACUCCAAUUCUGGCUGCUAUCACUGCAGAACCUUCCCUCAACGUCACAGUCCUUACCCGUGAGGACUCUAAAUCUACAUUCCCACCUGGAACUGUCGUAAAGAAGGCCGACUAUAAGUCUCACGAAUCUUUAGUCGCCGCCUUCAAGGGUCACGACACCAUUGUUUCGAACGUUGCUACCCUCGCUGCCAUUGACCAGCUUCCAUUUGUCGAAGCAGCUGUCGAAGCCGGUGUCACUCGCUUCUACCCCACCGAAUACGGUUCCAUCGCCUCCAGCGACGGUGAUAUCGUUCAAGAAUUCUGGGACCGUGUUGGUUUCCACGGAAAACACGAAGUUUAUCUCCGUCUUAAGGAGCUAGCUGAUGCCGGAAAGAUUGAAUACACACUCAUCACUAGUGGUCCGUUCUUCGACUGGGGUCUCCAAUUUGGCUUCAUCGGUCUAAACCUUAAGGAAAAGAAGGCUACAAUCUUUGGCAGCGGAAACCAAGUUGUCGCCGUUUCAAAUCUGUCGCACAUCGCGAAGGCCGUGGUAUGGACUUUGACACAUCCAGAGGAGAGCAAAAACAAGGCCGUUCGUUUCUGGUCCUACAAGAUCACACAACCAUCGCUUCUUGCCGUGGCUGAGAAAAUUACGGGAACUAAGUGGGAAGUGGAGAAUAUCCCUGUUGAUGAUUAUAUCAAUACUGCAGAGGAAGGGAAGAAGGCUGGAAAUCCCUAUGCUGGGUACCAGGUUCUGCAAGGAUUGAUCUUUGAUGAGCAGGACAAGUAUGGAAGUAACUAUAAGGUUAAUGAUAUCCCCUUUGAGGAUGAUAGGAAGAUUGAGGAUGUUGUUGCUGAGGCUUUGAAGCCGUUUGUUAACUAA
This is a messenger RNA of Orbilia oligospora ATCC 24927, 909 nucleotides long. RefSeq lists its product as uncharacterized. Lineage: Eukaryota; Fungi; Ascomycota; Orbiliomycetes; Orbiliales; Orbiliaceae. Bases 1 to 909 code for a protein of 302 amino acids. The record is from RefSeq and is a predicted model, not a curated record. Gene Ontology annotation, molecular function: oxidoreductase activity. The transcript has a single exon.